UAGAGGAAAGAAAGAAAAGGAGAGAAGCGAUGAUGAGAAAAGAUAAUAGAAUGAAUAAGGAAAAGAGAGAGAGAGAUCAAGAAAGAAAAACAAUAUAUUAUCCUGAAUAAGAUUUCCUCAGGAUGCACAUGGUGAGCACUUGCAAUCAUUUAAAGAAUAGAAAGACAAACAGCAAAAAAGAAAGAAAAAAAGACAGAAAGAAGAGAAUAGAAAAGUGGAGGUUAAAGGACGAAAUACCGUGAGAGCGGUAAACAAAGAGAGAUAAAGAGGAGACGAGAGAGAGAGGGGAGGGAGAGAGGGAAGAGAGAGAGAGAAAAAAGGGAUAAAGAAGAGAAGGUGCGAGAGGAGCUGAACGAACGGGCGACCACGUGACCAUCGGGCGGGGGUGGCAGGCGACAUUUCGCAUGCUCAGAACUCCACAGGCCGUGGCAUAUUGCACACAUACGGCAGUGCCCGCCACAUAUACGCACAUCUCUAUGUACUCUACGCGCCGGUGAAACAAUGGUAACGAAUACGUCGUGAAGGAUCCACCGAAAAAACAAAUCGAAGGAAAUAUCAUAAGCGCGAAAAAUUUCUUUCGAUUUUCGACGAUCGCGACAAGUGGCAUAUUUUUCCGGCGGGGUGCAGCCCUCGGACGCGAACGGACGGACAGUGAUCCUGUGGCAGGAGAGAUCUGCCGCACGCAACAUCCAUCCACAGUCUCCACAAACUCGAAACGUAAACGUCGACUGAUCGACGCGGAUAUUAUCGUGAUUCGACGACGGUGUUUCCUCUGUACUUUCUGCGUGCGUGUGCGCGCGUAUAUGCCGGGCGGUGCGCGAAACGUAACGCACAGACAGGGUGGACCGUAGACGAGCGACGAUGUUUCCGUGGUCGCGGAAAGUGCGAGAAAAGUGAAUUGACAACAUUAUAGAUGUGCGUAUCUUGAUACGACGCAUUUACGAGCACCUAAUACGUACGCACAUCCGCACGCGUUACGUAGUCCUGGGAUAAUGAUGCUGUUUUCGGGAGGAAAUCGCCGAAGGCUUCCUUGAACGUGCAUUACUCCCUCGAAUCUGGAACGACGAGACGCAAGGCGUAAAAGUGAAAAGGUGAUUUAUGUCAUACAGAUAGAGUGAUAUGUUAACCGAGGACAAUGAUCCGACAAAACCAGCAGGGGUUUUAGACAAUGCUGGCAACGUGUCUUCCUCGACAGAAGCCUCGGUGCAGCAUCCUCGCGCUGUAAAUAAUGAGACCGAAGUUAAAAACGAGGUGCAGGACUGUCCGGAAAACGAUAGUGUCCCCAGCGGUGAACUCUACAUCGACGAGAAUGCCGAGGAGAAGGAGCAGGAGUAUCCGGAUUCGAUGGAAAAGGCGGAUUAUGGAUCCCUGUAUGAUGCCAAUCAAUAUUACAACAGUCUAUAUAACCCGCCGCCUUACGGAUCGACGACAGUUUCAAAAAAUGCGAGCUUGCAGAGCACGCACUACCUAAACUCUUACACAUCGUCAAGCUCGAUGACACAGUAUACACCUUAUGCCGGUUACAACAGCGGGACGACAACAUUUCCGAAUGUCGCGCAAAAUAUAUCAUCGGCUACUCAGAAAUUAGAUUAUAGCGCUUAUAGCAGUAGUUUGUACGGAAACGACAGGGUACCGCUACAGUAUUCCGGAUAUUAUCCUGUACCCGGUUAUCAUGCGCCGCCGACCUCCUUCAACAUUGGCAACAUCAAUUUUGCUGAAGAUUCAACAAAGUCCGCGCUCACGGUGGACCCGACAACGCAUGAUGCGAGCGAUUUAACCGCACGGGAAACGGCAAAUAUCGAAGUAGCGACGACGAAGCCAUGCAGGCGCGGAAGGAGACAGAGCGGAAGCGGAAACAGUAUCGGUUCCGCAGACACGACGGAAGCCGGCCCCGAACGUAUAUUCAUUUGGGACUUGGACGAAACCAUAGUUGUGUUUCACUCAUUGCUGACCGGACAAUUCGCCUCGAAGCACCGUAAGGAUCCGCUUCUUUUAUCCCAAGCGGCGUACAGAAUGGAGGAGAUGAUAUUCAAUUUGGCAGAUACGCACUUUUUCUUCAAUGAUGUCGAGGAUUGUGAUCAAGUGCACAUAGAUGACGUUUCAUCAGACGAUAACGGACAGGAUUUGUCCUCCUACAACUUUGCGACUGACGGUUUCCAAUGUGCGACCGCAAACAAUGGGAUAUGCCUGGCAUCCGGCGUACGAGGCGGCGUCGAUUGGAUGAGGAAACUUGCAUUUCGUUAUCGCAUAAUUAAAGAAAUCUAUUCCAAAUAUCGCAACAACGUGGGCGGUCUAUUGGGCACGGCCAAGCGCGAACAGUGGCUGCAGUUGCGUUCCGAGAUCGAGGUGCUGACUGAUAAAUGGUUGACGUCGGCUGUCGAGUGUCUCAACAUCAUCAAUAAGAGGGAUCACUGCAUCAACAUCCUGGUAACGACCACGCAGCUGGUACCCGCGCUCUCCAAAGUCUUGCUCUUCGGUAUCGGCGGGAUAUUCCCUGUUGAAAAUAUAUAUUCGGCCUCCAAAAUCGGAAAAGAGAGCUGUUUCGGUAGAGUAGUUGCUCGAUUUGGGCGUAGAUGUACGUACGUAGUAAUAGGUGACGAUUCAGACGAGGAGACAGCAGCACGAGCACAUAACUUUCCCUUCUGGAGAAUAAAUAGCCAUUCGGAUACUCAAGCCCUGUACAAUGCCUUAAAAAUGGGGUUCCUUUAAUCAAAAUAAAAAUACAUAUAUAUAUGAAGAGAGAAUACACAAGAUCAGAACGCGGUUUCGGUUAUAAGAAGAGAUUACAUUGCGUCUAAGCAAGGAAAACCAGUGACGAAAUCAUGCUUAAUUGUAUUUCUCCUUUUCCCUCUUUUUUUGAAACAGUUCUUAUCAUUUCUAUAACUUAUUGUGUAUAAUAUAUACGUAAAAGGAAGCUCCACGCCUCCAUGUCAUGGCUAUAUUCGCCGAUAUCGAAAUAUUUCACAAGCUCGAUAGAACGUUAACACGUUCGCAAGUGAUAUAGAAAGUAAUAUGAAAGUAAGAUUUUUAGUGAUAACGAGCGGAAGUUGCAGAAAAAAGUUCGGAUACAUAAAAACUUAUACAUUAUUCUUUCGGACUUUUGACUUUAGCAACGGCUCUGUAGUCACACGUGUACUGUAUAAACUAAAAUCUACGAAAAGUGUAUAUAUAUAUGUAUAUAUAUAUAUAUAUAUAUAUAUAUAUAUAUAUAUAUAUAUAUAUAUGUGUGUGUAUAUAUAUAUAUAUAUAUAUACACUCUUCUUUUAUGUACUUAAUUAUACUACAUCUGGAUUUUUUGCAAUGACGACGAAAUCAAACAAUUUUUACUAAUGUACGAUAAUAGAUUUUAUCAGAGACCAAUGAGUUUUCAUUACGAUUUGUUCGCCACCAAUAUCAUUUUUAACAUGAAUUAAUAGUUAUUGUUUGCUUAAUAAUUAUCACGAUACUUUUACACGUAAAUUUAUUACAAAAAGUUAAUUUAAGAGUUCGAUACAUUUCCAUUUUUAUUUUCAUAAAUGGCUCACGUUCAUAAUUUCUACAUUCCUUUAGCUUGUAUGUGGAUAUAAUUGCAGAUAUAAUUAUAAGCAGCAUUAUUUAUAUAUAUUUUGAAAGUAUCCAUAUCAAUUAAACAUUACUAUAUGCUCUUUACUAGAUAUAAAUACACACAUGCUCUAGGAAAAGUAUUUAUAUAUAUUUGUAAAAAUAUUAUAUAGUUAUUAUCGCGUAUUUUGAACUUGUACAAGGCUAUUUGAGAAACAGAAAAAUGCAUUAAUUAAUAUAAUAAAAAAAGAAACGAAUUAGUAACUGCUAAUUACGGUUGAUAUCGUUACGUGUAAAAAUAGUUUAUAAAAAUUUCUGAAUUAUAUCGUAUUAUUCGUUAACAAAGCUAUUAAUAAAAAUAUAAUUAAAAAUAUGAAAUAGCGUUUGUGUUCCAAAAAAAUGAAAAGUUAAGAUUUAUCA
Molecule: messenger RNA, 3960 nt
Organism: Cataglyphis hispanica
Lineage: Eukaryota; Metazoa; Arthropoda; Insecta; Hymenoptera; Formicidae
Gene: eya
Product: eyes absent homolog 4
Exons: 9
Coding region: 1120-2709 (529 amino acids)
Biological process (GO): negative regulation of extrinsic apoptotic signaling pathway in absence of ligand; positive regulation of DNA repair; multicellular organism development
Cellular component (GO): nucleus
Molecular function (GO): protein tyrosine phosphatase activity
Source: RefSeq, a predicted model, not a curated record